ACCACAGCACAUCAGCCAGCCCAGGGAACAGGGUGCAGGCGCCCUUGCUUCUAUCAUAUUGAGAGCUGAGCGGCAUUUCCUGGGCCCCAGGCUUCAUUAGCACGUUGGUGGUAUUGCUUCCUGUAGCUGACUAUCUGUUUCCAUUCUGGCAAAGUGUUUGCUCUCUUCUCUCUGCUUUGGGGGUUGGGGGAAGAUGAGCUUCUCAAGGAGCCUGUCUCUGCCCUCUUGGCCGUCUCCCCCUCGGCGUCCCGCACGUCCCCGCCACAAGGCAGAGCGUCUGGCGUCCCCCUGAGCCGAGCUGAGGAGCUCCGCACCCAGAAGAGCUCUCCCCUGCCGCAGUUAGCAUCGCAGCCACAUUCAGUCAGCAGUUUAAGAAGAGACAGGAAAAGUGGCAGACCAGCUGGCAAACUGAUGACGAUUAAGAGAAGGCCUAGGAGGAGAAGCUGAAGCCCAAGAGGGUCGCGGAAUAAUGGAUGUCACCACAUCAGUGCACUCGGAGACCACAGGGAGGACCUCAGAGCCCAGCACUCUGCAGGGAACCCUCGGCAGUCUGGACAAAGCUGAAGACCACAGCAGCAGCAUCUUUUCUGGGUUUGCGGCUCUCCUUGCCAUCCUCCUGGUUGUUGCAGUUUUCUGCGUCCUGUGGAACUGCAGUAAACGGAAGAAGCGGCAAGUUCCCUACCUCCGAGUUACCCUCAUGCCCUUGUUGACUCUGCCUCGACCCAGACAACGAGCCAAAAAUAUUUAUGACCUCUUGCCCCGAAGACAAGAAGAGCCGGGAAGACAUCCCUCAAGGAGCAUCCGUAUUGUCAGCACCGAAAGCCUCCUCUCCAGGAAUUCUGACAGCCCUCCCUCAGAGCAUGUGCCCUCCCAAGCAGGCGAUGCUCUCCACAUGCACGGAGCCCAUACUCACGCCAUGGGGUAUGCAGUGGGCAUCUAUGACAAUGCCAUGCGGCCCCAGUUGUGUGGAAAUCUUGCUCCCUCAGCUCACUAUGUCAAUGUCAGAGCUUCAAGAGGUUAUCCGAGCACUUCUUCAGAGGAGUCAAGAGAUUAUGUCAAUAUCCCCACAGCAAAGGAGAUUGCUGAGACUUUGGCUUCUACCAGUAACCCUCCUGGGAACCUCUUCAUCCUCCCAAGUACCAAGGAGCUGGCGCUGUCUGAAGAAAUAGAUGAGGGUUGUGGGAACGCCAGUGACUGCACCAGUUUGGGGUCUCCAGGAACUGAGAACAGUGAUCCACUCAGCGAUGGGGAAGGGUCUUCUCAGACCUCAAAUGACUAUGUCAACGUGGCAGAGUUGGAUCUCGGGACUCCCCAAGGGAAGCAGCUCCGGGGAAUGUUUCAGUGCCGCAGGGAUUAUGAAAAUGUACCACCAGGUCCCAGUAGCAACAAGCAGCAGGAGGAGGAAGUGACAUCCUCAAACACAGACCAUGUAGAGGGCAGGACAGAUGGUCCAGAGACCCACGUCCCACCUGCCGUGCAGUCAGGGAGCUUCCUGGCUUUAAAGGAUUAUGUGGCCUGUCAGUCGUCUGCCCACAGUGAGAACGGUCCGUGGAAACGUGCAGAAGAGACGUCAAGUGAGGACUCUCACGACUAUGAGAAUGUGUGAGCUGCCGAGGCAAGAGCCGGGGGCUGAGCAGCGGCCUGACCCGCGGCUCUUUCCUCACAAACUAAGACCCAGCCAGCCAGCCGGCAAGCCACACGAAGUGGUCGCUGCUGCCAGAUUCACCCUUGAUGACCCUGUAUUUAUUUCAGUGGUUUCAUUUGGUUAGGCUAAGGAGACGAAAUGAGUAGGGAGCUAAGGGCCUCUCAAAAGCAGAGUUUCGAGAAAGCCAGAAAGUAAUUCUUCUCAGCAAGUUUCUGUUACUUCUCGUACCAACUUAAGAAUGUUUGCUGAAACUACCUUACAGAAUUGUUAGGAGGCCAAAAAUGGAAGAGUCCUUUAGUGCACAGUGGAAACAUGAUGUAGCCUAAAAUCAUUACCUUUGCCAAUAAUGGCAGGCUGCAAAGAAAGAAUACAGGUUAUCUGGUAAUCCAGGCAGAGGCCAAAAGGAAUGAAGAAGCUGGAGUGGGGUGGGGAGGGAGAGUUUCCACUCUAGAAUGAGUGUGGACCACCAAACGCUGGAGAAAACACAGAAUAAUAAUGCUCAUCAUCGCUGAGGGGAUUGCAAGCCAUACCCUUCACUCUGGAAAAUUGUUCAUCAGUUUCUUAAAAACAUACACUUAUUAUAUAACCCAGUCAUUCCACUAUUAGGUAUUUAUCCAAGUAUAAAGUUUCUGUUCACAAGAGAAAAAAAAAAACCUCAUACAUUACUGUUUAUAGCAGCUUUAUUCAUAAUUGUGAAAACUUAGAAAUAAAUAAGUCUUUCAACAGGUGAAUGGAUAAACAAGCUGUCCUAUAUCCACACAAUGAAUUUAUCCACACUCACCGGUAAAAAGGAGUGAAGUAUAUAGGUUUAUGCAACAACAUGGACAAAUAAACACAUUUUGAUAAGUGAAAGAAGCUAUACCUAAAAAUCUACACAUUGUAUGGUUCUACUUAAAUGACAUUUCUGAAAAAAGCAAAACUGUAGAGGCAGAAACCAGAUCAGUGGUUGAGAGAUUUGGGAAGCAGGAACAAAGGAGCUGUACAAGGAGAUUUUUAGGAUAAUGUUUCUAUAAGGUGAUUGAUACUUGACUGUAUGCAUUUGUCAAAACACACAAAAAAAGCCUGUACAGCACAAAGAAUGACUUUAUUCUAUGCAAAUUUUAAAAAUUCACCAGGCUGUUGGGGGCCCCACAAUAUAAUGCAGAUUGUAAAAAUUGAAAAUUUUUGUAAAAGUUUUUUAAAAAUUGAAUUGGUUUUACAAAUGUAUGGCAUAAUCUCACUGAAGGGAGUGGGGGAAAAUUGAGCUGGCUUAAGUAACUUUGGAAAACAAUAUUUUGCUUAAAAAUGUAAGAUAAAGACACGAAGAGCUGAACACAAACACUGCAGUGUAAUUGAUAAAUUUGUGUCUCAUGGGAAUAUAGUUUAGCAGUUUUGAAGCUAAGUCUAUCCUCGAGUUGAACAAAUAAGUAAAUAAGAUACAGGUAAGGAGAGGCAGAUUUCUUACUCUCAGAGAAAGAGGUAAUAAAUAAGCAAGUAGAAAAGGAAAUACAGAUGAGUGCACACGUAGGCUUCCCAGAUGGCACAGUGGUAAAAAAAUCUGCCUGCCAACAGAGGAGACGCAGGUAAAACCCCUGGGUUGGGACGGUCCUGCGGAGAAGGAAAUGGCAACCCACUCGGUAUUCUUGCCUGGGAAAUUCCAGAGACAGUGGAGCCUGGUGGGCUACAGUCCAUGGGGUCACAAAGAGUCAGCCACUUGCCGGGGUCCAGCCCCGACAGGAUCCAGGGGAUACCCUCAGGAUGAACGGCAUUGGCGAGAGAGAGAGAGAGACAGAGAGAGAGAAUGACCAGAUGGGGGUGUUUGCAGGGUCUGGCAGAGUCUGGCAAUGCUUUAUUUUUUACUGUGGCUUUUAUACCGUAAAUUAGUACAUUUCUAAGGGGAAGAUAGUUUAACAUUACAUCAGCUUGUACUUCAUGAAACCAGGGUGUUUUCUGCAUACUUCUUUGUUUAUGAGGGUCUUGUACGUUAUCUUCUGGCCUUGGGGCCUACUGACAUUUUAUGACCUAGGUGAAUGCAAAGCUGUUUUCCGUAAUCUAUUCUUUAAUGAACACAAAGGUCAGUCCUUUUGCAGAAGUUAUCAGUUAAAUUUAUCUAAAAGGUUUACCACACAAAGACUCUGCAGCUCCGUUGAGGCAGCCUCUGUUUAGCAUUCCUGGUUAAAAUUAACAAUUCUAAACUCUUAUUUUUCUAAAUCUUUAACUAUAACCACUUUUAAAAUAAUAUUUUUAUGUUCCCUAAUAGGGCUUCCUCACCUCCCGAAGGGCUCUGUGCCUAUUAGGGCCUUUAUGUGAUCAGAUUCUUUAUGCUGUUUAUGAUUAAGUUUUCGUGAGCAGUCAUGUGCAUUAGUAUGCAUUUGCCAAGCAGGCUAGAAUGCCAGCAAAUGGGUCUAAAUUGAAACACUCCUUUCAUCCUGGAUAAUCUUAUAGGAUACCACCGUCCGGCGGACAUAUUAAUUAAAGUUCUAAGUUGAUUCUGUUUGGAAAGAGAUUGGGAGGGGCCUUCUACCCUUGUCACAGAAAUUAGGGAGUAGUCUAAUAUAGCAAGCAUCAGAAAGACAGAGAUCAUCUUUAAGGUGAGCGCCGGGGCAGCUUUUCGAAAUCCCUGAAAACCUGAUCCGCCUUGCCCAUCAGGUUUUCUCCCUCAUGACCUUGUCAUGGGUGGGAUCUCGUGUGCCGGCUCCCGACACACACACAGACACACUCACACACACAAAUACAUAGGCUAGUAUAUAUGCGUGUGUUUCCUAAUUCUGCCCACUAGAGGGUCUAGAAGCAAUGAUUCUCCCAGAUCUUGGUUUCUAAAUAUCAUUGUCCGAUAAAAGGAACCAGAACUCCUUGGAGGAAUAGCUGGUUUUAGAGCUGAGGCAGGGAAAACACAAGAUGAGUUUGACCACCAUGUAGAAAAGGAAAGAAAAGAAAGAAGCAAGGGGUCAGGGGAAGAAAGAAGACAAGAUGAGAGCAUGUCAAAAGGAGCCAACUGAAAGCACUCCCACAGGUAACUAGAACAAUUUAAGCAAUAAAAAUAAAUAUUUAUAAUGUAGAUUUAUAACUUAAAGAAUAAAAUAAAUAUCCACGAACCCCUACUAUAAUUCUGCUUUGGGCAAGUCCUGAUGAACGGUAAAAUUAGCAGGUGGCACCGUAUGGAAAAAUAAGAUAAUUUCAUAACUUCAAAGAAUCUCCCUUCAAAUAUUUAUUCACUACUGUGAUGGUUUUAAUGUUUAUCCAUAAAUUAUUUGAUACUUCUCUUGGCACUUAAUUCCCUUCACCUUUGGUGUGGGCUGGAUUUAGUGACUCUUUUCUAAGGAAAAGAAUGUGGAAAAGAGAAAAUAGUAAAUCUACAGUGAAGAAUCUUGUAUAUAUGUAGGCUAUUAUACAUGUGUAUUUUCUCUGUGCACUGGAAGGUCUAGAAUCAGUGAUGCUCCAGUAGGAAUGAAUGUACUCAUCUCUCAGACCUUGGUUUCUAAACUUGAUAGACACUGCCUUAACCAUGUGAUCAAGGUCAACUCACCAUUGUUAAGCUAUGUUGUGGACUUCCCUGGUGGUCCAGUAGUUAAGAAUCUGCCUGCCAAUGCAGGGGACAAGAGUUCGACCCCUGGUCCAGGAAGAGUCCACAUGCCAAGAGGCAUCCAAGCUUGUGAGCCAUAACUACCGAGCCGUAUGCCGGAGCUCCUGACGCCCUCGUGCCUGCAGCCUGGGCUCUGCAACAAGAGAAGGCCCCGCAGUGAGAGACCUGAGCACUGCAGCUGGAGAGCAGACCUCACUGCCACCCUGGAGAAAGCCCACCCGCAGCAGUGAGGACCCAGCACAGCAUAAAUACACACAUAGACGUUACGCUGCUCUGUGACCAAGGACAAGGGCGCUUUACCCCUGCGGUAUUCUUCCCUGAAAGCCACAACCCCAGUCUUAUCGUGAGAAGCAUUAGAAAACUCAGAUUGAAUGACAUUCAACAAAUACCUGACCAGAACCCUUUAAAGUGUUACAGUCAUGACAGACAAGGGAAGGAUGGAGAAACUGUCAGGCCGGCAGAGACCGAGAAGAUGUGAUGACUAAGAACAUGAUACCUUGCAUUGGAUUGUAGUACAUGAAAAGGACAUUAGUGGGGGAAAAGGUUAAAAAAAAUAAAAAGAGAAGAAAGUUCAUAUAGUCGUUAAUAGCAUUGUAUCAAUGUUAAUUUCUUAGUUUUGACAAAGGUACCAAGGUUACAUAUUUAGCAUCAGGGGAAGCUGUGUGAAAGGUACGGUAACUCUCUGUACUAUCCCUGUAACUUUUCUGAAAGUUAUGCCAAAACAGAAAGUAAUUUUAAAGCAUGGACAAAGCUGGGAGUGAAGGCAUCUAAGUUCAUUCCACUCAAAUAAGUGUGCCUUUGUUCCUUUUUCUGCAAAAAGGGACAUGAUAUAAAGCACAUGCUACUAUUGUUGCUUUGGAUAUUUGUGUUAGUUUUCUGCAUGGUUCUGUUAAUGUAUGUAUUCAGUCUCUCCUAUCAAACUGCAGUCCCUUUGUCUGUAGGAAAAUAUAAUUAAAUCCUUUGUGUUCACCCUAGUUCCUAGCACAAGGCCCAAGAUAAAGUCAGGUUAUCAAUAACUGACAGGUGAUGAUGCGAGUUCAGUGCAUGUCCUUAUAAAAUGUUGAGUGAUGUUUUUCUGUGGUUCAGGAAUGGAGGCCGAGGCUUAAAGCUAAGCAUCAAAAGUGUAACAACAGCCCACAUUUCUGAGUUCAGAGCACCACCAGCUGUUAGGGGUCAGCCAAAAACCCUCAGAGCUUACUGAGAACAGGAAAAUAAGUCCUAACGUGCACUGCUCCCCACUGCGUUGCACCUCCACUCUGCAGGAGAAGACUGAGUGUGACUGUGGCUGGCCUCUGAGGAUACGCUGGUCG
Messenger RNA from Dama dama (fallow deer), 6517 nucleotides. It is a transcript of the gene LAX1, whose product is annotated as lymphocyte transmembrane adaptor 1. The record is from RefSeq and is a predicted model, not a curated record. Lineage: Eukaryota; Metazoa; Chordata; Mammalia; Artiodactyla; Cervidae. Gene Ontology annotation, biological process: negative regulation of T cell activation; antigen receptor-mediated signaling pathway; immune response. The transcript has 6 exons. The coding region runs from base 470 to 1606 and encodes 378 amino acids. Gene Ontology annotation, cellular component: plasma membrane.